AUGUCAUCAAGUUCUAAUUUUGAACCUUUCAAUCUUCUCGAAGACAAUGAAUGGGAAGAAAAAAUUGUUGAACAAAAUCAACAACUCGAUCAACUAAUCCAGGAUGUAGCUAUUUGGCCAACAACCCUAUCUUCACAACCUACAACCCAAACGGUUAGAGCUAGAAGGAGAUACAUUGAAAGGAAACGCGAGGAGGGUCAUGAUAUUAUUUUCGAGCAAUACUUUGCUGAAGAUCCAAUCUAUCCUCCAGAUUUUUUCCGAACAAGGUAUCGCAUGCGAAAACCUUUGUUCGAAAAAAUAAUGAACAAGCUCGUCGAGACCGACAACUGUUUUUUGCAAAAGCGUGAUGCUACUGGUCGGCUUGGUAUGUCUGCCAUUCAGAAAUGUACAGCAGCGAUGAGGGUGUUGGCCUACGGGACGGCGGCCGACUUGCACGACGAAUAUUUGAGAAUGAGCGCACAACUCAUUCGCAAAUCUCUCAUCAAGUUCGUUGAAGGUGUAAUUUCAAACUUUGGCGAUGAGUACUUGCGAAAGCCCACCGAAGAAGACUUGGCAAGACUUCUGCAUAUUGGAGAACAACGUGGGUUUCCAGGCAUGUUGGGUAGGGGAAGAAGCGGGAGUCCGACAAUCAUCUUGGAAGCAGUAGCAUCUCAAGAUCUGUGGAUCUGGCAUGCUUUUUUUGGAACUCCAGGUUCGAAAAAUGAUAUUAAUGUGCUUGAACAAUCUCCUGUUUUUGAUGAUAUUUUCGAAGGUCGAGCACCGAAGGUCAAUCAAUAUUAUAUAGUAAAUGGCCACGAAAAAAAUAUGGGGUAUUAUCUUACUGAUGGCAUAUAUCCUCAAUGGGCGGCAUUUGUCAAAUCUAUUCCGGGUCCACAAACGAUGAAGCACAAGUUGUUUGCUCGACAUCAAGAGUCCGCGCGAAAAGAUGUUGAGCGAGCUUUUGGUGUUUUGCAAGCUCGUUUUGCUUUUAUCAAAUGCCCAUGUCUUAUUUGGGAUCGUGAUAUUAUGGGGAAAAUAAUGAUUGCUUGCAUAAUCUUGCAUAAUAUGAUAGUGGAAGAUGAAAGAAGCACGUAUUCAAACUAUUGUGAUCCAGCCGAAUUUAUUCAAGAUCGACUUGGACGAAGUAGUCGUGAGAACGAAGGUGGAGAUGCGAAUAAUGAUUUCAUAUAUUCUACGAAUAGGAUCGCGAGUCUAGCUUCUUACAUGAAAAAUAAAGCCCAACUUCAAAACAGAGAAGCUCACAAAGCUCUGCUAAACGAUUUGGUUGAGCAUAUAUUUGGUUGGGUGGUCAUUGAUAAACCAUGA
Molecule: messenger RNA, 1305 nt
Organism: Salvia hispanica
Lineage: Eukaryota; Viridiplantae; Streptophyta; Magnoliopsida; Lamiales; Lamiaceae
Source: RefSeq, a predicted model, not a curated record